Oldenlandia corymbosa var. corymbosa is the source of this 1683-nucleotide messenger RNA. NCBI's taxonomy places the organism in Eukaryota, Viridiplantae, Streptophyta, Magnoliopsida, Gentianales, Rubiaceae. The record is from the annotation of a GenBank genome assembly.
AUGGAAGAUGAUGAAUUAGAUGAUGAGGAAUACACAUCGAUAAGUGAACAAAGCGAUGAAGACCAAUCAAUAUCCGAAGGGAGUCGGGAGCGUGAUGAAGUGGUUGAAGACAAAUUCGCCACAAAUGACAUGCACGUAUAUCGUUCACAGGGUAAAUGGGAUCAUACAAAAGUGGACAAGGAUGAAUUUCAGCUUACUAUGUGGGAUGGGACAACCGCAACAAUCGGGAAAUGGACGUGUUUUAAGAACAAGAUCGAUCCAAAAAAUGGUACGUGCCUCCUGGAAAGACCACGGUUUGUGGGAGAUUGUGACAUGGGUGUCCAGCACAAUUGUAUGAAUCCCACCACGGAUAACAAUAAUCAAAAUGUGAGCGCAAUAGUUAUUGCUCAUCUCGUAAGGAAUAAGGUUGAGUUGGACCCGGAUUAUGAAGUGAAGCUCGUUCAGGAAGAAGUGAAAGAAUGUAUACAUGUCGAUGUUCCUUACCACAGGGCAUGGAGGGGAAUGAGAAAAGCUAUCAAUCUUGUUUACGGUGUCUUGGUUUCCAAUUUUGACAUACUUUCAAGUGGACGCUUGCAAAAGACAAAAACUAUCGUUGGGGAAGAAUACGUAGAGUCGAGGAAAUGCAUUACACCCCUCCCAACCGACUUGUGGGAAGACUUCUUGAAAAAAGAGAACAAAUCUGUGCAACACAAAGUCAAGUGUUACACUGCGGUUAAUGGGAAGUUCAAGGUGAAAAGUAAAAGCCGACUUGGUAAUAAAGGUGGCGAUGAGUACACUGUGAAAUAUGAAGAGAAGAACUAUUCGUGCAAGAAGUGGCAGGAGUAUAGGAUGCCUUGUUCACAUGCACUAGCCAUGUGUCGGAAGAUAAAAGAUCAACCAAUCAAUACGGUGGAUCCACAUUUCAGGGUUGUUGCUUGGCAAGACCAAUUCAGUGGGCACGAUAACUUUACCCCGGUUCCUGAUAAGAGAAAAUGGCCUAAGGCUUCCGCGCCCGAUAAGUAUGACAUUACCGGAUGCUAUAUAUUGAUGCAGAUAUGGGCUUGGGAGCGUUUCCCACGAAUUCAACUGAAGAGAAAAGUUAAAGACCAGAAUUACUUGACGCCGGGCGCUCCACUGGCCAAUAGGUCUAAAUGCCCAAAAUCCAAAUCGAAUAUCAUCGCUCAUUGUGUAGCUGGCAUCAUGGAUCAGUUAUCUAGCCUAAGGGAUGGUGAUACAGAAAAUCUAAGCGACAUAUAUCAUCUUCUUGAAUCCACCUUACGGGCAAAUCCUGGCCUCGGUGGUAGUUUCGAGGAAAAACUCUUAAAAAUUGUCAAUAGGAGUUUCAGUGCCUUGACUUUGGCCCCAAAUAAUAUGAGUACUCAGAGAGAUAGUGAUGUUCUUCAGAAAAAACAACCGAAGUCAAGUGGAAAUAUUGUGCUCACGCAGAAAAUAGUAUCUCAACCUACUGGAGGUGGAAGGAGGAGGCGACAACCGAGAAUUCGAUAUCGAAGAUUGAUAGUUCAUCCCAAUCCGUCUCCGAUGCAAGAAGAUGAUGGAGACCAUCAAAGUGAUGAAGAUUAUUACAUUGAGGGUGAGGAAGAAGAAGGAGAAGAAGAAGAAGAAGAAGAAGAAGAAGAAGAGUCCCCUCUACCUCGUGUUUCUUCCCAAAAGAAAAAAGAAAACGGCCGAGGUUCGCAAGUGUGA